AUGGAUCCCAUCAAGUACGUCUUCGAGAAGCCCGCUCUCUCCGGACGAAUAGCAAGAUGGCAAAUGAUAUUGACAGAGUACGACAUCCAGUAUACCACGCAGAAGGCAAUUAAAGGAAGUGUACUAGCUGAUCAUUUGGCUCAUCAAGCAGUAGAUGACUAUCAGUCCAUGAGUUUUGAGUUUCCAGAUGAAGAUAUCAUGCUUGUUACUGACUAUGAAGAGCCUGGUCCGGAUGAAGGACCUGAACCGGGAUCCCGAUGGAUUAUGGUUUUUGACGGAGCUUCGAAUGCACUGGGUAAUGGUAUUGGUGCUGUAAUUAUUUCUCCUGAAGGCGGACAUACACCAUUCACUGCUAGACUAUGCUUCGACUGCACCAACAAUAUGGCCGAAUAUGAAGCAUGCAUCAUGGGUCUCAAAGCCGCAAUCGACUUGAGAAUCAAACUUCUAGAAGUGUAUGGAGACUCAGCCUUGGUUUUAAAAAAAGGAAAACCGCGGAAAAAUCCGCAGGUAAUUCCGUGGAUAAAAUCGCAAGAAUUUCCGCAGCCAAGCAGCGUAGCACAAAUGGUUGCAGAUACCCUCUGA
Vicia villosa (hairy vetch) is the source of this 582-nucleotide messenger RNA. RefSeq lists its product as uncharacterized. Gene Ontology annotation, molecular function: nucleic acid binding; RNA-DNA hybrid ribonuclease activity. NCBI's taxonomy places the organism in Eukaryota, Viridiplantae, Streptophyta, Magnoliopsida, Fabales, Fabaceae. Bases 1 to 582 code for a protein of 193 amino acids. The record is from RefSeq and is a predicted model, not a curated record. The transcript is spliced from 3 exons.